UUUACAUUUUGUGCGACACGUGUUUUUAUUAACAUUUCUUGGUAAUUGUAAGGAUAAAUAAAAGGAAACUGUGGCAAAUGAGUUCUAGCAAGCUACCUCCUUUGACCUACAAGGUUGUCGCCGAAUGCUCCGUCUCAAAAGCGCGUGCAGGUCUAAUGACACUGAGGCACAGCGAAGUACGUACACCUGUAUUUAUGCCUGUGGGCACCCAGGGCACCAUGAAGGGUAUACUGCCAGAUCAGCUAAUCGAACUGGACUGCCAAAUAUUGCUUGGAAACACUUAUCAUUUGGGCCUUCGGCCUGGAAUUGAAACAUUGCAAAAGGCUGGUGGACUCCACAAAUUUAUGUCCUGGCCCAGGGCAAUCCUGACAGACUCUGGCGGCUUUCAGAUGGUCUCGCUGCUGCAGCUGGCGGAGAUCGAUGAGAAUGGCGUUAACUUUCGUUCGCCCUUCGAUAAUAGCGAAUGUAUGCUAACGCCCGAGCAUUCGAUGCAAAUCCAAAAUGCAAUUGGAGCGGAUAUAAUGAUGCAGUUGGAUGAUGUGGUGAAGACGACAACAACGGGGCCGAGAGUUGAGGAGGCAAUGGAGCGCACCAUACGCUGGGUGGAUCGCUGUAUUAAGGCACACACACGCGAUGACGAACAAUCCCUGUUUCCGAUUGUGCAGGGAGGAUUGGAGAUUCCUCUGAGAGAGCGCUGUGUCUCAGCGCUGAUGGAGAGGCAAGUGCGCGGCUUUGCGGUUGGCGGUUUGAGUGGUGGCGAGAGCAAGCACGACUUUUGGCGCAUGGUACACGUAUGCACGGAUCAUUUGCCCAAAGAUAAGCCCCGCUAUCUGAUGGGCGUGGGCUUUGCCGCGGACCUGGUCGUUUGUGUUGCGCUGGGCAUCGAUAUGUUCGAUUGCGUCUUUCCCACGCGAACUGCUCGCUUUGGUUGUGCCCUAGUGGACAGUGGACAGAUGAAUCUGAAGCAACAGAAGUAUAAGCACGAUAUGGAACCGAUUGACAAGCAAUGCAAUUGCAGUACCUGCAAAACGUAUACCCGCUCCUACCUGCAUCACAUAGCUACUAAUGAGAGCGUCUCGUGCUCGCUUCUUAGCGUUCACAAUGUGGCCUAUCAGCUUCGUCUGAUGCGUUCUAUGCGGGAAGCGGUGCAAGCGGAUGCCUUUCCACAAUUCGUAAAAGAUUUCAUGUCGCGUCAUUUCGGCAGCGAACCGAUCCCCAGUUGGAUUCGAGAGGCUUUGGCUGCGGUCAACAUAGAAUUGCCGCCAGAUGUAAAGGAGGAGCAAGCAGAGAACAGCUGAUCGCCAAAAUGAC
Messenger RNA from Drosophila navojoa, 1311 nucleotides. It is a transcript of the gene Tgt, whose product is annotated as tRNA-guanine transglycosylase. The record is from RefSeq and is a predicted model, not a curated record. Gene Ontology annotation, cellular component: cytosol. NCBI's taxonomy places the organism in Eukaryota, Metazoa, Arthropoda, Insecta, Diptera, Drosophilidae. Gene Ontology annotation, molecular function: tRNA-guanosine(34) queuine transglycosylase activity.